AUGGGUCGAGGGUUUUUAUGUAUCGUUGGUGUGGCAGUCGUGGCGUUGCUACUAUUGACGAUCGCGACACUUUUUUGUUUGUUAAUGCUUCUUGUCCAGCUUGUAACGCUGCGUUAUACGCUGAUGAGUGGUGCAGUAGCGCUUACGUUAUGGUUUGUAAACUCACGGCGACAACGUUAUGCCAAGGGUUUUUAUUCGUGUUCACGGGUGCCUCAGACGCAGUCGUCGCAACAGGCGGAGGAGAAGGCAGCACUGUUAAAAAGAGAACAAGAGAAGGAAGAAGCACUGAUGCAGAUGAAGGCAGCCGUGAGCUAUACGGCGUACGCUGAAAUGUUGUCGGGUCAUCAUAAGAAGGUGGUGACGACACCGCCGUCCGAGACAGAGUCAGAAGACGAUGACAGUGAGGCUGUAGGGGCAGGAGAGGCCAGGGAGGUUGUAGGGGCAGGAGAGGCCAGGAAGGUUGUAGGAGAAGGAGAGGCCUGUAUCAACAAGAAGGUGCAGACGAACGCCCCGUAUUCCAGACACUGUAUGAGCUUGACGGAUGUGAGAAUGCGUAGUCACACUACAGAUGCAAAACCACAGGGGCAAGAAGCAACACGUCUACGGUCUUCUUCGGCAAUUGGUGGUAGCAGAUUUGGUAGAUCGAGUGCGAGAGGAAAAGUUGUUUGCACAAGCAGCGCAGACGGGACGGCGGAGAAACGAAAAAUUCCGAGACGUCGAGCAGAUACGGGUAUGAUGAACAAUGUGAAGCAGAUGGAGCGGUCAAGACGCGCUACAUUUGCAUCCAAGCAGGAUGUACGUACGGCUUCAAGUCGAUCUAAUUCAGAGGAUGCAUUGCGCGUGGAAGGUUAUUGGAUUGGAGAUUUUUGCGUGCAACGGCGUGUGGUGUCUCGUCGCGUUCACCACGCCAACAGUCCGAAGGCCAAGUAA
This is a messenger RNA of Peronospora belbahrii, 930 nucleotides long. Lineage: Eukaryota; Oomycota; Peronosporomycetes; Peronosporales; Peronosporaceae. The record is from the annotation of a GenBank genome assembly.